Messenger RNA from Drosophila virilis, 4189 nucleotides. RefSeq names its product KP78a (gene KP78a). Lineage: Eukaryota; Metazoa; Arthropoda; Insecta; Diptera; Drosophilidae. Gene Ontology annotation, molecular function: ATP binding; tau-protein kinase activity; protein serine/threonine kinase activity. Gene Ontology annotation, cellular component: cytoplasm. Gene Ontology annotation, biological process: microtubule cytoskeleton organization; protein phosphorylation; intracellular signal transduction. The record is from RefSeq and is a predicted model, not a curated record.
CUGGCAUUGUCUCUGCCAGCAAAACGAGGGAAACAGUUGGCCAGACAGUCCAAGCGGAACUCGCUUUAAGAUUGCCUCGUUCUUAUUGGUCCCAGUCCCAGACACCCACACCAACAACACGUACACUUGAUUGAGCGAUGGGCACACGAUAAGAUACCAAAUACACAAACACAGUGCACGAUAUGCAGCGAAAACAGCCGGCGAAUAAGAAAACUUCAAGGCACACACACACACACAUCCACACACGCACACUUUUACAAUUAGAAAGAGUCGGCAACAUGGGCAUACCACCACCACGACAACAGCUACUGUAAGAAAACUCACACCAUUAAAGUUUCAAGAGAAGAUGUGGAGGCGAACCGUUUGAACCACUACAAAGGCAAAUUGACAACAAAUUCGCCGCAGAAACUUAAGCCAGAGAGCAAGAGGCAGCCAGCCACAAAACGAAGACGAAUACGAAAACGAAGCCGAGACCGAAGUUGUGCAUUGUUGUGGCCAUCGUUUCUUUCCCCUGCCCAACGAGGUCGUCAUCGUUGCCUAACUGUGACGUCACGCCUCAAGAAACGCUCAAGGAAAUACAACGACCUUCAAACGCUUGAAUCGCAACAGGGCAAGAAGCGGCAAAGAAUGAGCGUGUAAUGGGCAUAAACGACGAUGAGCAUAAGAAGAGCCACGCUCGCUCGCACGCUCACUCUCUCGCACUCUCCGAGCGCAUCUGUAUCGUGCAGUUCUUUAAGAUACUCUCUCUCCGUCUCAGACCUGUAUCGCUAUGUGCGAUGGAUCUGGAACUGGGCCUGGGUCUGGGUCUGGGCACUGGCACUUUAGUUGUGCGUUCAGUACAACGACGCGCUUUGUAUCUUGUAGUUCGUCGCGCAGAGUCAGAGAUAAAUUUUGGAUUUUGCUCGCGACUCAUAUGUGUGUGGAUUAACUCUAAUUUGUUUUUGAUUGCUGCCCGGGGAACGGGAACGGGAACGGGAACGGCAACGGGUACGGGUGCGGAAUCGGGCACGGGGCAACGGAACGAAACGCAACGCAGCUGCUGACACAUUCAAGUUGUAAACGCUGAGCGAUAAACCAAGUGGAAAUUCAUGUGACACCAACAAGAACGGCACACGAUCAGAAUCAGCAACGUCAUCGGGAGGGAAGGGAGAGCAAAGACGAGGGCCAUAAAAGGCUCGUGGCACAUGAGGCAUUAGGCCAUCGCCUCUAACUUCGAUAGCAAGUACUGGGGGUUGUUGAAUUCAUAAAGAAGUUGCAUGCGGUGGGCAACUGAGGGGCGAGACAAAGCGAUCCUGUCGAGGACGAGCCCUGCUUAUCAGCCAUGCGUUGCCAGCACCGCCAGCUGAAUGCUGAGGGUUGAGGCUCUUAUCUUAAAGCUAACCGGGCCAGGAGGAGGGUGCACGAAAAAAGAGCAGAUGUUCGGAGUGAAAACCCAAUCGAGCUGACGAGUCCACACUUUGCGCCUUGAGGGUCGCUGAGGGAGUCGAGGAAUUAUUUACAUUUGCCAUUUGCCGCAAAGGACGCGUGUGUGGCAUGCGCCGAACUGGCAGCCAGAAGCCAUAUUCCACCAAAAAGCAAACGCCAUUUGGCUAUUUUAGGAACCGAUCUCUUUAGCUUUCAGUUUCGUGUUUGAAGCUCUACAAAAUUUGUUAGUUUAGAAUGUCGGCGGAUAAACAUUUAGAAAUUGUAGAAUUCAGCUUGGCAGAUGAGAGUGCGGCAAAAAUAAAAGCAGCAGCGGCAGCAGCAGACGAGAAAGCGCCAAAAACUUUUAAAACAUCAGAGAAAGAGAACUGUAAUAGACAAUCCCCGACAGCUGCUACUGCCACUGCAACAGCGGCUGCAUCAGUAACAGCGACAGCAAGUGCAACGCCAGCGAACUGCUGCUCGAGUCAAGCUCCCAAGGCGGAACAGGCCACGCCCACAAGCAGCGCCGCAGCCACGGUUCGUCUGGGCAGCCAAGCAGCCGGCCAGGAUGCGACCGAUGGCAUGGGCAAUGGUACGGAGCUCAAGUUUCAGUCGUAUGUGAAUGGCAACGGCAACGGUGUUUACAAGAUCAUCAAGACAUUGGGCAAGGGCAAUUUUGCUAAGGUGAAGCUGGCCCUCCAUGUGCCCACUGGCCGUGAGGUGGCCAUCAAGGUGAUAGACAAGACGCAGCUGAACACCAGCGCCAGACAGAAACUGUACCGUGAGGUGCGCAUCAUGAAGCUGUUAAAUCAUCCGAACAUUGUCCGGCUAUUCCAGGUGAUCGAGUCGGAGCGCACGCUCUAUCUGAUCAUGGAAUACGCCAGUCGCGGCGAGCUAUUCGAUCAUCUGGUCAAGAACGGACGCAUGCGGGAGCGAGACGCUCGUAUCAUCUUCCGGCAGCUGGUGUCGGCCAUUCAGUAUUGCCACAGCAAGUUUGUGGUGCAUCGCGAUUUGAAGGCCGAGAAUCUGCUGCUCGAUCAGCACAUGAAUAUCAAGAUUGCGGACUUUGGAUUUGGCAACACGUUCGAUCCGAAUGCCCAGCUGGAAACGUUUUGUGGCAGCCCGCCGUAUGCCGCACCGGAGCUGUUUAUGGGCCGGAAGUACGCCGGGCCCGAGGUGGAUGCCUGGUCACUGGGCGUGGUCCUCUAUACGCUGGUCAGCGGCUCGCUGCCCUUCGAUGGCGGCACACUAAAGGAGCUGCGGGAGCGUGUGCUGCGCGGCAAAUAUCGUGUGCCCUACUAUAUCUCAAUGGACUGUGAGAAUCUGAUGCGGAAAUUCCUCGUGCUCAAUCCCGCCAAGCGCACCUCAUUAAAUGGUGUCAUGGGCGAUAAGUGGAUCAACCUCGGGCACGAGGAAGCGGAUCGGCUGCGACCGUAUCGUGAAAAGCCCAUGGAGCUGCAGGAUGCAGUGCGACUGGAUCAGCUGGUCCACAUGGGCUACAAGCGUCGUGAUGUUGAGGUAUCCCUGAGGGGUCAGGCCUUUGAUGACAUUUACUGCACCUACAUGCUGCUGGGCGUGGCCAAACCACGCGGCUCCCGCCAGACCACGUCGGAGACAACCACUUCGGAUAGUUCCUCUUCCAGCGCCCUGCCCUUGGCCAGCUGUGUGCAGGUGACGCUGCCGCUCGAGAAAAGUCUUUCAGCCACAAAUCGUCCCCUGCCGCCGCGAGUAGCUAAUGCGCUGGCUGCGGCUAGCCCUGCACCGAACUCCAUCAUAAGUCCGCCCACCACCACCACCAACGCCGCAGCAGCAGCACCACCGCCCGCCAAGCCCACACGCCGCACGCCCGCUCGCAAGACAGCCUCCUCUAGCACCGGCAACAGCUCAACCACCACGCCCAGUCGGAAUCGGUCCCCGCAGACGCCGCAGAGCAAGCGUGCCAUCAGCUCCAGUGGUGCUGCCGGCGUUGAUGUCAAGCCCACGCUGCUCAGUGCCCAGCGGCAACUGGCCCAGGCCCAGAAGUUGGCCAACAGUCCGCAACGCUUCCACUAUCAGGGUUCCGGGCGGCGGCCCACAACGCUCUACGAGAAGGCUGAGCCCGCGACAGCAGCACCGACUGCGGCAGCGAGUCCCUUGCAGGCGCCUCGAUCGCCCAUGGAUGGGCGUCUGCUGGAACGGCUGCAUGUCAAUGCCCAAGCAACUGGUGCUUGUGCCGCUGGCCGUGCGACGCCCACGCCUACGCCCACGCCCCCACCAGAUAAGUCCGGCGACAAGCCCUUCACACGCAGCAAUGUGGCGCGCGCCACGUUUCACUUUGGUCAGGGGCGCAGUGGCAAGCAUGGGCGCGGCAACUCUGGCAACUGCGAUGAGGAUAGCUACCAUCAGGCGCCGCCACUCUCGGCGGACGAUACCAAGCCCGCCUCCCGCGUCGGCUUCUUUUCCAAGCUGACGGCGCGCUUUGGCCGACGUGUCAUCCAACUGAACGAGAAGGAUGUCGCCGAGCAGCGCAAGAACCUGACCAAGUAGCAUAGUAUUACUAUGUAUACAUAUAUAUAUAUAUAUAUGUAUGUAUAUGUAUAUGUGUAUAUAUAUGUGUAUAUAUAUUUUCAUAUAUCGUCCAUGUACGCCGAGAAACCCCAAAUGCAUGCCUCAAAAUGUCACCAAGUUGUUGGAAAGUACAAAAGAAAAACUAAAAAAAUAUAUAUAUAUAUAUACAUAUAUAUAUAUAUAUGAAAAACAAUACAAAAUAAGUAAACAAAGGAAAAUGAUAUGGAAUGAGAAGCAA